CCGAGCCGGAGGCGGGAGGGGCCCACCAAACGAAGGGGAAAAGCCGAAAAGAAGAAGAGGACGACGAAACGCUCAUCCCAACUCCCCGCACCAAUUCCCGACUCCCAACUUGCUCCCAAAUCCAAACGUGGACAGAAAAGGCUCCGCGUCUGCGGUUUGAUUGCGCUCGCGCCCCCCGAAUCCUCUCGCCUCCCGCCGCCGCUGCCAUGGACGACGACCACGACCAGGACCCCGACGCGUCGUCACCGGCGGCCGCCGGGGAGCGGUGCCCGUGCUGCUCCUCCUCCUCCUCCUUGCCGGCAGUGCCGUGGCGGCGGUCCGUGAAGCGGAAGCUGGGCGCGGAGAAGGGCGGGGACGACGACGAGGCGGGCCCCGCGGCGCGGGUCGAGGCGGAGGACGAGUGCGCGGCGCUGCGGGAGGCCGUUGCGGCGGCGCAGUCCGCGGCGUCGGCGCUGCGGGGCGAGGUCGAGGAGGAGCGCCUCGCCGCGGCCAGCGCCGCCAGCGAGGCCAUGGCCAUGAUGCUCCGCCUGCAGCGGGAGAAGGCCGAGGUGCAGAUGGAGCUCCGCCAGUUCCGCCGCUUCGCCGACGAGAAGAUGGCGCUCGACGCCGCCGACAUCGACCAGCUCCGCGCGCUCCUGGCGCAGCGCGCGCGCAGGCUGGUGCGCCUGCGCGCGAGGCUCCGCGAGUACAGGCUGCAGUUCAUCCACCUCGGCAUCCCGCUUCCCGAGGGCGAGGGCGAGGACCUGCUCGCGCAGAACGCCGCCGAGGAGGAAGAGGACCUCCUGCUACUCGAGGGCGAGGACGGCUACGUCGAUGGCGAUGGUGGCGGGUACUACCCUGAGCUCCGCUGCAACGACGGGGAGUACUACUACGAGGACGGGCAGGAGGAAGAGGAUGCGGUUGCCCUCGAUCUGGAGCGCCGGAUCUGCCGCCUCGAGCACGAUCAGGAAACUCGCCUGCUUGAGCCACCCCUUGAGGUUGAGGAAGAGGAAGAGGAAGGUACCCACCUCUACACAGAUGAGGCAUUGCCGAACUUGUCUGGGCAUGAACGGAGUGGCCUCUAUGCUGAUGUGGUGUUAUCUGAGGAGGAUGUGGAAGUGGAAGCAAGGAGCAACCUCCACAAUGAUGAUGAAGAGCUGCCGGAGUCUCCUACUGCUGGAAGUGCUGAUGGGGAGGAAGCAAGCGAGGCUGAUGGUGUUGACAGUGUAAGUGGCAGUGGCAGCGAUAGGGUCUACACCAUUGACAAGGUGCAUCAAGGUGCAACGGUGCCUAUUGCAAGGGUCAUGGAUAAGUACCAGGGCGAGGCAGUGGAGCCAGACAUUAAGAAGCUUUACAUGAGGCUGGAGGCGCUGGAGGCCGAUCGGGAGUCGAUGAGGCAGGCCCUUGUGGCAAUGCGCACAGAGAAGGCACAACUUGUGCUUCUUCGUGAGAUUGCGCAGCAGCUUGCCAAGGAUGGAGUUCCAGUAGGGUCAGGAGCCGGGGCAGGGCCAGGUGUACACUCUUCGCCUAGAAAACACGCAGUUGGGAUUUUAGAAAGGAGAUUCACGGAGGACAAGAAGGCGGCACUUGUCAAGACAUAUUCCAUGGUUGCCUUGUUUAAGUGGGUCCUCACUUUAUUUGGCAAGAAAAAGAAGCUAUCUCAAAGCAGGUAUACUUUUGGCUUAUCAAGUAAUAAUGUUGGUUUGCUCCUACUCUUGGAUAAGUGCCCACGGAUCCAGAAAACCCUCACGAGAACAAAGUAAAACCUGCCGAAAGAAGCAGCAGCAGCAGCUGUACAAUGUAAAUAAAUAGCUGUCAGUUGGGAAGUUUGCAUCAGAUUGCAUUUUUUUUUUGUUAAUGUUGGGUGGAGCCAGAGUUCUUUUGAUUCUUUAGUUGAUGAUUUUCUGAUUUCACAUAUUUGGUGAUGAGGAUAUUAUGCAUUGGUCUUGCAAUUGUUCAAGUUACAAAAACGCUUUUGCUUCUUUCUCACCAGCAAGAGCUGCAAUGCAUGUAUAGUCGGUUGUAAUACACUGUGGUGGUGGUUUUGCUUGCUUCCAGAUUGAUGAGCUUACAGGUCCAAACUCCUAACUUUUGUGAAAAAAUGUUGUAUCCAAACUAAGUCUGAUUAUGCUUGUAUAUGUUCAGGUUUGUUGGACUGUCCAA
Molecule: messenger RNA, 2142 nt
Organism: Sorghum bicolor (sorghum)
Lineage: Eukaryota; Viridiplantae; Streptophyta; Magnoliopsida; Poales; Poaceae
Product: myosin-binding protein 7
Exons: 3
Coding region: 207-1742 (511 amino acids)
Source: RefSeq, a predicted model, not a curated record